AUGGUCUUCAAGAAAUAUAAUAAAAUAUCAAAAAUAAAUCAACGUAAAAGUACUAACCGAUCUGUUCCAGGGAGCUUCGGCCGUCUUCAGUACCUACAGAAUCUAAUUAGCGAAUAUCAGCAAACUGGAAUAGCGGAACACAAGGAACAGAUUUUAGCCAAUCUUGCUAAUUUCUGCUACGACUCACGAAACGGCCCACAACUUCGUCAAUUGCGUGUCGUUGAUCUCUUUUUUGACUGCAUCUUAGAACCAUCAAGUGCGUGGUACAAAGCUGCCUUCCAAUCCGGAUCAAAUUUGAAAGUUGGUGAGAGCGAAGCUCGUCUAGUUGAAUUUGCUCUUGGAGGUUUAUCUAAUCUUUCGGCUUCAUCACCCCUAAGUCGUCAAGAAAUUCUCAACCACAUACAUUUACCGUGUAUUGUGGCUUGUGCUACAUCUCCAGACUCCACAGUUGUUGUACAUUCGCUGACUAUUAUCGUACAUUUGUUUACUCGUUGUCCGAAUUCAGAAGAUUUUAUUUCUUUGGGUACUAAGUUUCCUGCUAUCAUCCAAAUAGCUCGUCAGUAUUGUGAGUCACGUAAUCGGCAGACAGACAUUGAUCCUCGAAUUCCAAUUUUAUCACAAAUACUACUGGAAGACUGUUGUAAUUGCAGUUCUUCUCACUAA
Molecule: messenger RNA, 663 nt
Organism: Schistosoma spindalis
Lineage: Eukaryota; Metazoa; Platyhelminthes; Trematoda; Strigeidida; Schistosomatidae
Source: the annotation of a GenBank genome assembly